AUGGAUAAAUCUCAAUUCGAGAAAGGUCAUCAAGUCCCUGUCUCUCAUCAGGAUGCACCGGGCAAGCAACACGAAAUGAAGGGCCCCGACCCCGUCGACGGCCACUUGCCCACCGCAGAUGGAGGUUCCCAACCCUACAAAGCGGCUGGAAAGCUGGCGGGAAAGAAGGCUUUGAUUACGGGAGGUGAUAGUGGAAUUGGAAGAUCUAUCGCUAUUCUUUACGCCAUGGAGGGUGCGGAAGUGACCAUCGUGUACACACCUGACGAGGAAAAAGAUGCAAAGAAGACAGAAGGACUCGUCAAGGAGAAGGGCGCGAAGAUCCACCUCAUCCAAGCCGAUCUACGAAGCCACAAAGAAUGCAAACGUGUGGUCGAUAAAGCCGUAGAGGAAAUGGGACGCAUAAACAUCUUGGCUCUAAAUCAUGGAACCCAGACGAUGAAAGAUAGUAUCAGUGAAAUCAGCGAGGAGCAAUGGACCGACACAUUCGCCACAAACAUCCACCCCUUCUUCUUCCUCUCCAAAUACGUCCUCCCCGGCAUGUCCCCCGGCGACACAAUCAUAACCUGCGCCUCGGUAAACCCAUACAUCGGCCGUCCCGACCUCCUAGACUACACCUCCUCCAAGGGAGCCAUCGUAGCCUUCACCCGCGCUCUCGCGAACCAGCAAAUCGAAAACGGCAUCCGUGUCAACUGCGUGUGUCCCGGCCCGAUCUGGACGCCCCUGAUCCCCGCCACGAUGAACGACGAGGCGCAGAAACAGUUCACGAGCCCGAUGGGCAGGCCGGGGCAGCCGGUAGAGGUGGCUACUUGUUUUGUGUUUUUGGCGGGCCCGGAUAGUAGUUUCAUUUCGGGCCAGAGUCUGCAUCCUAAUGGCGGGACGCAGGUUGGAAGCUAG
Messenger RNA from Lachnellula hyalina, 894 nucleotides. It is a transcript of the gene ydaD, whose product is annotated as General stress protein. The record is from RefSeq and is a predicted model, not a curated record. The coding region runs from base 1 to 894 and encodes 297 amino acids. Gene Ontology annotation, molecular function: oxidoreductase activity. Lineage: Eukaryota; Fungi; Ascomycota; Leotiomycetes; Helotiales; Lachnaceae. The transcript is spliced from 3 exons.